CAAGUUUAAAUUGGUAUUAUUCUCAAAUAGAUAUGAGAAUAUGGAAUAUUGCAGGUGAAACUACGAAUGUUUCAGAAUCAGCACAUGCAGAUAUUAAUCGUGAAGGAAAAGGAUUAAACUUAUUAAAUGCAAUUAAAAAAGCACAAAAAUUUGAUAACAUGAAAUUUACAACUUGUGCAAUUCAAGAUAAAUAUGGUGUACCGAAAACUGGAAAAAAUAAUGGACCUAUAGCUAAAGCAACACAAUCAAUAAAAACACCCAAUAAACAGUUAACAAAUAAAAAGAAGCGUAAUAAAUCAAUAUCUAAUGAGUCUAAUGAAGAUUUAUUAACUCAGUUAGAAAGACAAAUAUCUUUAGAUGAAUGUCAAUUAGAGCUUGAAGAAAGAAAAGAAAGACUUAAAGAACAAAAGCUUUUAAAUUAUGAAAGAGCUCGUGAAUUAGGUGUUGAAAAAGAAUUGGGAUAUCA
Scutellospora calospora is the source of this 466-nucleotide messenger RNA. The record is from the annotation of a GenBank genome assembly. NCBI's taxonomy places the organism in Eukaryota, Fungi, Glomeromycota, Glomeromycetes, Diversisporales, Gigasporaceae.